Messenger RNA from Venustampulla echinocandica, 795 nucleotides. RefSeq lists its product as uncharacterized. The record is from RefSeq and is a predicted model, not a curated record. Lineage: Eukaryota; Fungi; Ascomycota; Leotiomycetes; Helotiales; Pleuroascaceae. The transcript has a single exon. The coding region runs from base 1 to 795 and encodes 264 amino acids.
AUGAAGUCCAUCGUCAACUUGGUUGCCCUCGUCCUCACCUUUCUCACGCUCUCGAUCUCUACCUCAGCCUCCCCUACCAAUAACGGGCUUGCUACCAAUGAGUUCGUCUACCCCCACCAAAUCCUCAAACGCUCGUACAAUCUUGACUGCGCCAAACUCGUCAAUGCCAAAGUGUGCACCGCUCUCGGCGUCGCCUGCGACCAGAAUGGCAAUGUUCUGAAUGCUCGCUCCCCUGACCUCCCGAAGCAUUGCGGCCCUCUUCAAUGUGUCUGUACCCCGGUGGGAGCUGGCGACCCGCUGCUUCCGAAGACCAAGACUAUACGGGCAGCAGGAAUGGACAGUAUGAUGACAUCGCAGAUGAGCAGCAUGAUGGCGACUCCCACGAACAGCAUGAUGGCAUCGCAAAUGAAUAGUAUCAUGGGAACUCCAGCAAGCAACAUGAUCGGAAUUUCCCCAAGCAUUGUGACUGGAAGUGAGCCAACCAGUUUGGCACCGCCUAUCAGCAGCAUCACGGCAACUCCUUCGACCGGUACCAUGGCACCACCUCCUAUGAACAGCAUCUUACCAACAAGCACAAUGUAUAUGACAACCGUUGUACCGCAUAUGCAUACGAGCCGCUUGGAGGGAUCCGUGACUGGUACAUCAACAGUGGUUGUCACCUCAAUUACUCUGAUGACAACUUCCAUUACACCAACCGCUUCGACCUCAGCCAACGACGCCCAUACGCAUACUGCUGCCUUGAGAUUCUACUUUCUCUCCUUGGCUGUGUUUCUGGCAUAUGCAAUCCAAAUGUAA